Messenger RNA from Polyodon spathula (Mississippi paddlefish), 3434 nucleotides. RefSeq names its product protein lin-7 homolog C-like. Gene Ontology annotation, biological process: maintenance of epithelial cell apical/basal polarity; neurotransmitter secretion; protein localization to basolateral plasma membrane. Gene Ontology annotation, molecular function: L27 domain binding. The record is from RefSeq and is a predicted model, not a curated record. The transcript is spliced from 5 exons. Bases 71 to 673 code for a protein of 200 amino acids. Lineage: Eukaryota; Metazoa; Chordata; Actinopteri; Acipenseriformes; Polyodontidae. Gene Ontology annotation, cellular component: MPP7-DLG1-LIN7 complex; basolateral plasma membrane; cell-cell junction.
GCCUUGUUGUAUUAUAAUCCGGGACUCUGUCAACUCCGCCCAGUUCAGACAGUGCAGAGCUGGGCACGAAAUGGCUGCGGUUGGGGAGUCUGUCAGAUUGGAGCGAGACAUCUCUCGGGCCAUCGAGCUGUUGGAUAAGUUGCAGAGGACCGGAGAGGUGCCUCCGCAGAAACUGCAGGCUUUACAGCGAGUCCUGCAGAGUGAGUUCUGCAAUGCAGUGAGAGAGGUGUACGAACAUGUGUACGAGACCGUGGAUAUCAAUAGCAGUCCAGAAGUAAGAGCCAACGCUACAGCCAAGGCAACUGUGGCUGCCUUCGCUGCCAGCGAGGGCCAUUCCCACCCCCGGGUAGUGGAGCUGCCCAAGACGGAGGAGGGGCUGGGCUUCAACAUCAUGGGAGGGAAGGAGCAGAAUUCCCCCAUCUACAUCUCCCGCAUCAUCCCAGGAGGCAUCGCGGACAGGCAUGGGGGUCUCAAGAGAGGGGACCAGCUUCUCUCCGUCAACGGAGUGAGUGUUGAAGGUGAGCACCAUGAGAAGGCAGUGGAGCUGCUCAAGGAAGCCCAGGAGACGGUGAAGUUAGUGGUGCGAUACACGCCCAGGGUGCUGGAAGAAAUGGAGUCUCGCUUCGAGAAGAUUAGGUCGGCCAAACGCAGGCAGCAGAUGAGCUUUUCCUGAGUAACCCCAAGCACUCGCUGCCACACAGAGGCCUCUUUUCUGCUGUCUUCACAGGAAACAGCUCAGUUAUUGAUAAAAACAUUGCUCACUGUUUUAUAUUAUUACUACUAAGUGACGUGCGUUUGUGAGUAUGUGUGCAUUAUGGAAUUUUUAGUCCAUGGAUAUUUGUGAUAACUGGUAAAAAUAUAUGACAAAUUAAGAGUUUUAGAUAUACGUACAUAAUAUAUAAAAUGUGUGUGUGUGUGUGUGUGUGUGUGUGUGUGUGUGUGUGUGUGUGUAUAUAUAUAUAUAUAUAUAUAUAUAUAUAUAUAUAUAUAUAUAUAUAUAUAUAUAUAUAUAUAAAAUGUUAAUUUCCAUACAACAAGAAAAUUGCGAAAACAUGCAUAUAAAUUAUAAUAGCAUGGGAGGUACACAAGGACUGGACAAAUUAAUUAGAAACACCUAGAGUAGGGACCCAGCAUAGACAUCCAGGGAGUACUGAUAUGACAUAUCAUCCAAAACUAGCCUCCUCAAGUACAGGGGGAGGGUUUGAGUUCAGCAGCAUUCUUCUUCAGAAUGGCCUGUAGAGUCAUUGCUUCACCUUAUGAAACUACUUCAACUAUGUCUCGACAUGAAAGCACCUGCCAACCAAGCUUCUACCAGCACGUUUUCAGUGAAACUGCCUUGUUACAGAGAGAAGCAAUGCGUGUAUAUUACUGAUUGGUGUUCCAAAUAUUUUGUUCAACUCCGUAAUUAAUGUCAGACAGUUCCUAUGCAACAUGAGUGACAAUUUGAAAUUGGGAUCAUAAACACUGCACUGAAUGUAAGCUUACUGUUUUCAAUUUAUUUUUCACAAUACUCCGUUUCAAUGGGGUGUUUUUUUUUUACUUUAUUUGCUUGGUACCAUAUCGUUGACUUAUUGGAAAUUUAAAUUCACCGUUUCGUGUUGUUGUUAUGAAUAUUAUUAUUUAAAGAACACAUUUUCCAUAUGUAAGACUUACUACGUUCCACGGUUUUGAGAAAUAAAGACCUAUUGUGCUAUAGUUUGAUUGCAAAAUUGUAGCUGUUUUGCAAUUGUAGAGACACAUAGAUUAUAGACAUGUGGUCAAGUCCUGUCAGCACUUCUGUUCCGGUGAAACGGGAUAUGUAAAUCUGUACAAACAUAUCGCUUAUUGAAAUAAAUAACACCUUGAACUUUUGCCAAACAUAUCUAGUUUCAGAAUUACAGUAGGUGUCGAUGAGGGUGGACUUGUAUUAUCUCUAAGUGAUAAGUAACUCAGUUGGGCUUGAACUAACAGCUUUAUGGAAAAGAUGGAUUUGAUUUAGAAUUCUGGAGUGGCUUAAGCAGAAUAAUGACCACAAUCUGCUGCACUUGUUUUAUGUACUGGAAAGAAAUGCAAAUAUUAAAUCAGAUUUGGGUUUGGUUUCCUGCUGUAAGACUUUAUAAAGCAAAUAGUGAGCGUAUCUUUCACCUGUUAUGGUAUAGCCCCAGAGAUGAGAGACAUGAAGAAUAUGUAUCUCUCUCAUGUUGGUAAAGGUGUAAUGCAUUGAUCCCAUGGUCUGUACUGGAUUUUAUUAUCUAGCCUCCAUUCGCUACAAAUUGCUGUUCUCGCGCGGGCAUGCUCGUAAGCAGAGAAUUGCACAUGCUUAAUAAAUGGCUGUACUCGCAGAAAUCAACUGUUUUGUGACAGAAAACCAGGGAGGAUUAAAGUAUGAUUAGUGUACAUUUCACCAAGUAGAAAAUUCCACUCAUCAGUCCCUGAAUAAUAUCUUAAAUGCAAUUGUAACUGCUGAAAUAACGUUUAGUCGUGUUUCAAUCAAACCCCAGUUGGCUCUUGUUCGUAAAUGCAUGGCAAUUGAAAGAUUACGAUGUUGACAGCAUGGAGGAGAAAUUCGAAACGGCUUCAACUGUUGGAAGCAGUCUCCCCGGCCUUGAGAACCUGAUGCUUUUUAUUAUUUAUUCUUUGGCUGAACGAACAAAGAAAAUUUUUUUUGCAUAUUUCUGCACUGACACUAACUGAGCUUGGUCAGCAUUUGGCUUCAGAUUUGCACUGUGGUGUCUACAGGGGCCCAGUAGCGUUCAGUUUGCAUGGUGCAGUUUUAUGAUUGACAAUCUGAGUGUAUUUCCUGCAAAAACAGUGCAACAAAACCCUUGAAGCUCCUAAUUUGCUUUCCUGAAUGUAACUGAACUUGUUCGUAACUAUCAUAACCUACUAUUGCUGCAUUUAACCACUGGUGUGAAUCCAUUUGGCUGCACAACACAAUCUGGCAUACAAGGUUUAGCAAACUGGAAGAAUGUAGUUAACCAUCACAAAUAAAUGUUAUUUACUGAAUUGUAUUCCGAUUUCUGUAGUUCAGACUUUUAAAAUGUUUUAUUAUUAGAACAAUAUUUGUAUUUACUGGAAGUCUGGGCAAUUGUAGGCUAAUAGAAUGAAUUAGUAUAACGUGCCCUUUGUUGUAAUCCAAUUCCACCAUUGUGUUUACUUUGUGAAUUAGUGUUUUGUAGCACCUGUUCAUACUAUGAUAUUUUCAUUUUGAUAAAUGGUUUCAUAGAUACUUUUUAAAUGAUUUUUACUCUUUUUUUUUUCUGAUGGCAUUAUUUACACUUUUCGAGUAUCAAGGCCAAAAUCCUGAAUUUUAAUAACGGUAUAUGGAUUGAUUUGUUACUUUAGAUUAAUAGAGUAGACCAUGUGAUUAUUAUUUUAUUUGUAAAACAUAAUUGGGGAUGUAAGAAUUAGGAAAUGCUAAUUUAUUUGAAUAGAAACUGCACAGAAUAAAUGAU